This is a messenger RNA of Branchiostoma belcheri (Belcher's lancelet), 3060 nucleotides long. RefSeq names its product conserved oligomeric Golgi complex subunit 3-like. Gene Ontology annotation, cellular component: membrane; COG complex; cis-Golgi network. The record is from RefSeq and is a predicted model, not a curated record. Gene Ontology annotation, biological process: Golgi organization; intra-Golgi vesicle-mediated transport; intracellular protein transport. Lineage: Eukaryota; Metazoa; Chordata; Leptocardii; Amphioxiformes; Branchiostomatidae. The coding region runs from base 19 to 2505 and encodes 828 amino acids. The transcript is spliced from 23 exons.
AGUUGUUCAGGAACUGUCAUGGCGGACGCCGCCACGAAUGCGCGAAGUUCUAGCGCGAUGGUGAGUCCAAAAGUCCUGAGUUCGAAGCUCGGGGAGUGGGAUCGGAAGCAGGGUCCGACGGCCCAGCUCACGGAGAGGCAGCGGGACAGCUUCAUGGACCUGACGGCACACGCACAGACGCGCCCGCUACCCAUACAGCUGCCUCUGGAGGAUGGAGGUUAUGUCCAGAGAACAGCCCUACACGGCCUGGGAGCCAGGCUAGGCACGGGAGACCAGGAUGCUGUCCUGAAGGGCUUCUCUUCACUACAGAUGGAGGAGGAGAAAAUAGAAAAUGCACAGAAGUUCUUCUCCUGGUUCACUAAAGUGGAGUCCAUGAUAGAAGAGGAGGAGGAGUCAUGUUACAGGUUCCCUGCAGAGCGUCUCAAACAGCACAGACAGGAAUGUGACGACGUUCUCGGUGACGUGUGCUCGGCUUUAGACCACCUGCAGGAGCUACAGAAACAGUACAUCUUUGUCUCCACCAAGACUAACGCCCUGCACGAGGCCUGUGAACAUCUGCUGCAGGAACAGACCAAACUGGUGAACGCUGCAGAGAGCAUCAACAACAAGUUAUCCUACUUCACAGAGCUGGAGAGAAUAAGCACCAAGCUGAACUCGCCUGCCAUGUCAGUGACCAGUGACUCGUUUGUCCCCAUGCUGUCCAGAAUAGACGAGUGUGUGGCCUACAUCAACAGCCAUCCUGACUUUGCAGAGUGUGACGUGUACCUGGCCAGGUUCAGACAGUGUCUGUCCAAGGCUCUAAACCUCAUCAAGACUUACGUGGUCAACCUGUUACAGCAGGCAUCACAGCAGGUGCAACCUAAGGGCAAGGAUUCCCAAGGACCAUCUGACAAUGCCUUCACACUUUACUAUGGCAAGUUUAGAACCAACGCACCAAGGGUCAAGUUACUAAUGGAACAGAUUGAAGACAGAAUAGACAGGAGUCCUGAGUACCAGCAGUUACUGAAUGACUGUCACCAGUGUUACUUCAACCAGCGACAGCUCCUCCUAGGGCCCAGUGUGCAAACUGCAGUUACAGAGAUGGCUGGACACCACGUCAGGGACCACUGUGCUCUGGUGCGUAGCGGCUGUGCCUUCAUGGUUCAUGUGUGUCAGGACGAACAUCAGCUCUUCGCUCACUUUUUCAGCAGGAAAACUCCAAAACUCGAUGUACUCCUGGAGGGCCUGUGUAACAGUCUGUAUGAUGUCCUCAGGCCUCUCAUUAUCCACAUCCAGCAUCUAGAAACUCUGUCAGAGCUCUGCAGUAUACUCAGGGUUGAAAUGCUGGAGGAACAUGUACAAAAUAACCCUGAUGAGCUGCGAGCAUUUGAGACAGUAGCACUGCAGAUGUUGGAGGAUGUACAGGAAAGGCUGGUGUACAGAGCGCACAUCUACAUACAGACUGACAUACAGUCCUACAACCCUGCACCCGGGGACCUGGCAUACCCGGAUAAACUAGAGAUGAUGGAGAGAAUAGCACGUAGCCUGAAGGAGGAAGAGGCCCAGAGGAGAAGUGAGACAGGUUCUGUCUCCUCUAUGUCCAGUGGGAGGGACGGUCAGGACACCUUCACCGACCCGAGGUCAGAGCUUGACAUGGCGAACCACAACGUGUCUCUGUCCCCAGCUGACAUCCAUGGCAUGUGGUACCCGACCGUACGCAGGGCGCUCGUCUGUCUCUCCAAACUGUACCGCUGCGUCGAUAGAACCAUAUUCCAGGGCCUGUCCCAGGAGGUACUGGCAGCCUGUGUACAGUCUCUCAUCGUAGCAAGUGUCUCCAUAGCAAAACUUAAGACUGAGAUGGACGGACAACUGUUCCUGAUUAAACACCUGCUGAUCCUGAGGGAACAGAUCACUCCGUUUCAUGCAGAGUUCGCCAUCAAGGAGAUGGCGCUAGACUUUUCUACUGUCAAAAGUGCUGCGUUCGGUCUGCUCCACAACCGCUCCAAACUCUUCACCUUCAGCACAAACAACGCACUGCUGGAGUUUCUGCUGCAGGGUGCCCCCCAGGUGGUUGAACAUUACGUUGACUCGAAGCGGGAGGUUGAUCGGCAGCUGAAGCGAACGUGUGAAGAGUUCAUACAGCACGUGGUCAAGGGCUUCGUCUCUCCUCUCACUGACUUCAUCAACAAGGCAAAUGUUAUAGUAAACAUGAACAAGGAAGACUCAGGGCCGAAAGUGUCUUUGCGGCAACAGCCUUUUGCUGGAGCAGAAACAGUCCAUGAGUUGGUGACUAAGACAUAUAAAAACAUCAAGGGCCAACUUCCAGCCAUCCUGAAGAGCAUGGCCUUGUAUCUAGCCAACAAGGACACCGAGUUUAUACUCUUCAAACCCAUCAAGAUGAAUGUCCAGACGUCGUUCCAGCACCUCCAUGACAUUGUAGUGGAGAACUACCCUGAAGACGACCAACAGAUCAUCGCCUGCCCCUCCCCUGACCAGAUCAACCUCCUCAUGGCAGUGCCUUCUUAGGGAUAAUCUUCUACAGCCAGAAAUGUUUCUUUAUGCUAACUAGCAGCUAAGGGUCAGUCAUAUCUGUCUACAAUAUACAUUGUAUAAUAUACAAUUAUGUGAAGCUCAUCGGCAGAACGUACAGCGCCUGCACGAAACCCAGAUUUUUCAUGGUUUUUGGUGGAUGUUUGAUCAUCGCUGCAUCAGAAUUUUGCCCAAUGCAGACAGAAUAUCAUCCUCAAAUACUACUGAAGUGUUCUGCACAAUACAUUACAGGUUCUGCCAUGUGCAGCAUGUGCUGCCAAUGUGUUUACAUGUUAUAUAUUGUCCCAUGAUGUAAUGCAGACGUUUCAGAUAGUAUCCACUUUUAUUUUGUUUGUUGUUGACAUAUUUGACUUGGUGGUCAGGAUUUUUCUUUGAAAUGGGAUAGAAUAAAUGGUGUAAAAAUAAAUAAAAUUCUUCGAAAGGAGCUAGAAUGAGAAGUGUAAAAAUAAAUUAGAUUCAGAAAGUGGAGCACGUCGGCAGAACGUACUGCACCUGCGCAGAACCCCGUAUUUUCGCGUUUUUCGUUGGGUU